GGUGGAAAAUUUAAAGUUGUGUCUUUUCUCUAUUUUUACCUUCCUUUUCCUUAUUGUAUUACUUAGUCAUUAAUUUGUUUACCUUUUGGCACUGAUGUCAUCUUUUAUAUUCUGAAACAUUCAUGUUUUCUCUUCAUCAAAGUCCUGUCCAGUCGAGCUGGUCUAACAGGCCUGUGAAAUCAGAGUAUAAAUUCCUCAGCAUUUGAAGCUUUGAAAACUAAAAUACUGUUACAAAGUUCGGUGUGGCCAGAGCCUAUUAGCUGUGCUGUUAGCCUGUGGUGAAAGGAGUGCACCCCGAAAUGUCAAGCAGCAGGGCUGCCGCCGAGAGGUAAUUGGGAGCAAUUAGCUGGUCUCCCUGCUGGGCAGAUCGCUAUUACCUUUCUCCUCUUUGCCCUUCCCCCUGCUGCCGCUGCAGGGCAACGGGUUGUGUCAGUGAUAAAUCCCUGAGAGCGUGUGUGCCCGUGUCCGUGACGGUGCUGGCGGUGGAGGCGCCCCGGCUCCCUCCCCGCCCCGCCGCAGUGUGGAGGGAGGGACCGCGGCCCGCAGCCUGCUCCGCGCCGCGCAGCGCCGGGCGCUGUCCGAGGUGCUGAGCUCUGCGGCGCCGGGCGCUGUCCGAGGUGCUGAGCCGCGCGGGCUAGGGCGCUGUCUGACGUGCUGAGCCGCGCCGCGCCCGGGAGGCAGCAUGGUGUUCGCUCCAGGUGAGAAGCCAGGGACGGAGCAAGAUGAAGUUAAGCUGCAGAAUGCCAGCAAGCAGAUUGUGCAGACUGUUAUCCUCCUAGCAGUACAGCAAGUUUCCCAGGAAAGCCAGCAAAAGGAGAAGCGGACAAACAGCAGCAUGAGCCUCCAGCUGGAAAGAGGAAAAUUAACCAAGAAGCAUGAAAAAAAGUAAAGGAGCAGAUUGGGUUUUGCAGUCCUGCAGUCUGCAGUGUUUUCAGCCUUCUCUUUAGUAUCAGCUGUAUUGCUAGUGCAAUGUUACUGUUGUAAAGCAAACCAAAGUAUAAUCACACCUAGACAUAGGGUAAAGCUGCAAUAGUCCUCAGCUGAGAAAUGUUAAGUGCAUUAGAUGACUAACUCCAUAUUUAUACAGUGCCUCUUAACAGAAACAAUAACCCUAGCUAUAACAGUAGUUUCAAGCACAAGCUUUUAUGGUAUGGACUUACUCUGAAAAGCUUGUUGUCAGUGCACUUUCAUGCAAGUUCCAUGUGCAAUGUUUAUGUCAGCUCAGCUGGACAGGUUCUUCUCUGAGUUGCUGGGUUCACUGAAGCUGUCUUCACUGGAAAAAUAGUUUACUGUUGAGUGUAGCAGAAUGUGUUCAGGCUGCCUUGAAGCAUGAGUUUGUACUUUGCUUUGAUUAAGCAUGUACUAUGUUAAAUGGCAGUAUAAAGUGGAUUGGGUAAGUUCCGUGAACCAAUUUCAUUUUUCAUCUUGGGAGAAAAAGAAAAAAGCCAUCCAGUAAGACUGCAGUGACUGUGAUCUAUUGAACUAUGACUGCAAUCAUAGACCCGUGAUGAAUAUAUUUUUAAAAAUAAAUUGAAAGAAGUACUGAAGUUUUAGUCUACUUAUUUGAAAUACUUCUAUACUUCUGCAUAAUAAUCACUUGUGCCUCAACUAUUCCUUUUAAUUUUUUUGAUACUGAAAGAAGAGGAACUGAUGUGCUGAUAUGGAGCUCGCCAGCUUUUCCCUCAGUAGUGCAAUUUGUUUUACAGAAUUGUUUUACAGAAAGUGAAGACUGGAGUGGCUUAAAAAAAGUGUUUGGAUUUAUUUAUAUCUUGAGGGAUGGAAAUAUACUGUGAAUUCUAUCAUGGUAGAUAUUUCUCACCUACUGGGCAUAAAGUGACUUUAGAUAUUUGUUACAUACAGUCACCUUAAAAAGCACUGCUUUAAGAGGUAAUAUAGGACUUAUUCCUCAGCUGCUCUGUGUAGCUGAAGAAAUCCAUGAUGUUUCUAAAAAUACAAAUGAAAUAAAUGUAGCUUUCACUUUUAAGCUCCCUACUGUAAUGAUGAUUGCACUAUUAUACAUCUGAAGUUAGUAACAGUAUAUUUAAUUCUAGAAAUGGCUUGUAAGUCUGUUUCAACUGAAUUCUUGUAGUAAUGCACCUGCCUAGAAAUACAGAGAAGCAGGUGCACAAGAUCUGCAAACAAAGAGACAAAAUGUUGUGGUUGCAUUUCUACUCAGAUGAUUCUCAAAGAGACUUUCUGGUUGAAGUGAUUGACUAUUACUUACUGUUUCCUACUGCUUGCAUUGAAUAAUUUCAGGAUCCUUUCUCGUGGCCAGAGGCUUAGUCAUGAAUAGCCACAUAUUGUAGUAUUAAACCUUUGAAAUCUGCUUGGUUCAACUUGGGUUUUUUGUUGGUGGGUUUUUGGGGUUUCUUUGGUUGUUUUUUUUUUUUUAAUUUAACAACACUGACUCAUACCAGCUAAUGAUUUAGUUCAAUCUUGUUUCACUUAAAUAUGAAGAAGAAUUCAGCAUGAUUUAGUUGUUCUAAAUCCUUGAAUUGCAAGUAUGCAGUUGGUUCACUUCUAUAGACACUUGUUGAAUUUUUCAAGCCAAGAAAACUUUGAAAGGUGGAAGUAGUUGGGUCUUGAGGCAUGUGCUUGUUUGUCAUAACAGACAAUGUGGUUUUUUUUAACCAUUAGCUUUUUCAUCAGUUGACCUUUGGUAGGGAGGUAGCUCUUUUCUAAGCACUCUUGUAUAUUUGCUUUCUGAGAACCUAAGAAAACUGAUCAUGAGCAAAGGUUCAGUUCUGAGGCUGAUGGCCAGGCAAGUCUAGUGGGUGAGGGAGAGCAAGCCUGUUGGAGAGACCCUGUGUUGUAAAACAGUGUCUGCCAUGGACUCACCUACAGUGUUCUAGGAAAGAGCACUAUAGGACAGAAAAAAAUAAUAAUAAUUGGGAUUAUUAUUAAAUUUUUAAAUGCUUAUUGUCCCCAGAAAUUCACAAUAUGUCUUUUUACGUUCCUGGUAAUUAUUUUAAUAAGCUUAGUGUCAUCUGGAAACUUCUUUGCAUAUCCAGUUUAUUUUUAAUCAUAAUUUUAGAGAAAUAAAUUUCAAAAGCCAGGGAAUCCAGACUUUUCCCACUGCUUCGUAUGAACCUAUUCCACUCCUUCUCUCACUGUGCUCUUCUACAAUAUUCCUUGACUGUCCUAACCCUUUUAGGCAUAGUAUUAUUCAACCAUUAAAUAAUAUCCAUCAUUUUCAGUGCUGUCAGAAGUCUAAUACCUUGGAAAGAUAAAAAUAGUAGGAAACCUAACAAAGCCUUGAAGGAGUCUUUGAUGGUCUCCUAUCAAGGAAAAGCAAGUACUGUAGCUUAAAUGAGAUUUUCCCUGAGAUUUAAAUAAUGCGUCUCCUAUCUAUAGUAUAUAUCCCUAAAUUAAGGCAUGCAUUUAGUACUUCCUAAUGACAAAGGGUGUUCUGCACAGAACUUACACAUGGGAUAUGUAGUUGAGAUCUGUACCACAUGUGAGAGAACUAUACAAAAGAAAACUUUACCGUUGGCUUGUUAUACGUUUACUACAUGGUGAAAGUGGGUAUUUUUUGUAUAUUGACUGACAGAUUAUAUUUUCUGAAGAAAAUGCAGACUAUAGAAACUGUUACAGAUGUGAUGCAGGUCUGAUUACAAAUAAAGAAACUCUUCAAGAAACUCUUGAUACCUUAGAUGUCUCUGGUUUCUCUUGUAAAAAGAAGGGCAGCAUUUUUCAGAUUGAAUAGACAAGCAAUGAAGCAAACAAUGUGCUAAUGAGUUUUGUAGUAAAGAAUGCAUUAUUCAGCACAGUAAUUAGUAUCUUGAAGGUAAAAGACAAUCAAAAUGGUAUCUCCAUGUAUUUAAAAUUAACUCACCACCUUUAAGCACUUACCAGUGGUAAGUAGAAGGCUGCACAAGCAUAUGAAAGUACAUUUAUCACAAGUCCUUUCAUGAGGAAGAGCUGUGUGUCUGUGGCUAUUCUGCACUGUGCUUGCUAUGUUUUCAAUCAGGUUGAUUAUUGCCAUUUUGUUACCAUACUUGUGCUAGUCUUUGCAGUGUAAUCCUGCAGCAACACCUACAUGGAAAUUCAUGUGGCUUCAGCAGGAUGUAUUAAGAGACUGCUGAAUACCAGUGUUCAUAAAGUUGUUGGUUCUGUGUGGUUACAUCAGAAAUGCCUGCUCUAAAGUAAAAUAAACCCCAAGCUGUGACUUGGAAACAGCCAUCAUAAUUUUAUCAUUUCAGAAAAAUAGAAGCAUUAUGUGAUAAUAUUAUAGUUAAGAGUUGAAAAUUCUUGAAUAUUUCUUCAAUAUCAAACAAUACAUCUCAAAAUAUUACAGUCUCUAUUCAUGUUGUGUCAGAUUUUAUUUUUUUUGUGUGAUCUUUUUUAAGUAUCUCAGAAUGCAAUAAGUCUACAAUGGUAAGUAUAUAGAAAUAACUAUGUAACUAUUCUCAAUAGGACUACAAAUAUAUACGCUGCUAUUGUUCUUUAAAUGUGUGUGUUGUCAGAUACAGGGCUUAAUGUGUCAUUACUGAAGACUUUUUUGAAGCAGCUGGAUCUAAAUUAGGGGAAGAGAUAUGAGGCAUUAGAAUAAAUUAUUGAAAGAAUGUGGGAUUCACUCUAAAUUUCUUGGUUCCCCACUCAGGUCUGAGAAGAAAUUAACAAAACCUUGAAUACUGGCAUAACCUAUUUUCUAUCAAAGGAUUCCUGCAACAGAGUGAUCAGCUUGUUAGAAGGGUCUAUGGGAGUGAGAGGAAAAACUGAGCAGUUGAUAAUGUCAUCCUCACCACUCAGUAAGGAGUGAGCAGUGGUACUGAUGGAGUCUGGCUUCUAAUAGAUGGAUUUUCUCAUCAUCUGCUUUUGGUGACAUGUGAUAAGCUCUGGCAGAAACUUUUUUGCUAUUUUGGGUUUUCCAGGUGAAAAGGAUUCUCUGAGGCCUAACAGGUUUUUAAUUUGCACUGUAUCCUGCCUUUCAAAGGGAGCAGAAGUAAUGUCUCUUCCCUCAACUUCCAGACCUUCAUUCACAAAACCUGGUGAACACUUACGGGCUUUUUUUUUAAAGACAACUGUAUCUUCACCAAGUUUAGUUGAUGUGACCAGCAGUUUCUUUAAUCCUUAAGACUGAAUGGACAAGCACACAUGCUAGCUAUGUUUGGGUACUCUGGGGAACACCAAGAAAUAGGUACAUAUUUUAAAUGAAUUUGCAUCUAAGCUGUUCUUCUAUGCCAGGCAGAUUUUCUUUGUUUAAUUAACAUAAGCAGCUUUUCUUUUUAAAUAGCUUUUCCUCCAGUGUCUUGUUACUCGGAUUUUGUUCUACGAGCUUGCUAGUUUUAACACUAAACAAACAAUAACUGUUCAUGUUUAGUUUGGGUUUGAUUAGAGCCCCUGCGGACUUAGGCCUUCCGUUGUGGUGUAGCUUUUGUCUUUUCUUUCACAAAA
Molecule: messenger RNA, 5397 nt
Organism: Apus apus (common swift)
Lineage: Eukaryota; Metazoa; Chordata; Aves; Apodiformes; Apodidae
Gene: AKAIN1
Product: A-kinase anchor inhibitor 1
Exons: 2
Coding region: 683-889 (68 amino acids)
Source: RefSeq, a predicted model, not a curated record